AUGGGGAACAUGGAUGGAAAAGCUGUGGAGGAACUGAGUGCGACCGAGUGUCACCAGUGGUACAAGAAGUUCAUGACAGAAUGUCCCUCUGGGCAACUUACCUUGCAUGAAUUCAAGCAGUUUUUUGGCUUAAAAAAUCUAAGCCCAUCGUCAAAUGAAUACAUUGAGCGAAUGUUUGAAACGUUUGACUUUAAUAAGGAUGGCUACAUUGAUUUUAUGGAAUAUGUGGCAGCUCUGAGCUUGGUCUUAAAGGGAAAAGUAGAACAGAAGCUGAGAUGGUAUUUCAAACUCUAUGAUGUGGAUGGGAAUGGCUGUAUUGACAGAGAUGAGUUGCUAAACAUCAUUAAGGCAAUUCGCACCAUUAAUCCAUGUAAUGAAGUAAUGUCAGCUGAGGAAUUCACAAACAUGGUGUUUGAUAAAAUCGAUAUAAAUGGAGAUGGUGAGCUGUCUCUGGAGGAGUUCAUGGACGGGGUGCAAAAAGAUGAAGUUCUACUUGACAUCCUCACCCGCAGUCUGGACCUGACACAUAUAGUUCGAAUGAUCCAGAAUGAUGGAAAGAACCCUAAUGAAGGAGGGCAGUCAGCAGAGGCAGCUGAAUAG
Messenger RNA from Pogona vitticeps (central bearded dragon), 600 nucleotides. RefSeq names its product guanylate cyclase activator 1A (gene GUCA1A). Gene Ontology annotation, cellular component: cone photoreceptor outer segment; photoreceptor inner segment. Gene Ontology annotation, biological process: positive regulation of guanylate cyclase activity; visual perception. The record is from RefSeq and is a predicted model, not a curated record. Gene Ontology annotation, molecular function: calcium sensitive guanylate cyclase activator activity; calcium ion binding. Lineage: Eukaryota; Metazoa; Chordata; Lepidosauria; Squamata; Agamidae.